Messenger RNA from Grus americana (Whooping crane), 3405 nucleotides. RefSeq names its product CD99 molecule like 2 (gene CD99L2). The transcript is spliced from 10 exons. NCBI's taxonomy places the organism in Eukaryota, Metazoa, Chordata, Aves, Gruiformes, Gruidae. The coding region runs from base 71 to 757 and encodes 228 amino acids. The record is from RefSeq and is a predicted model, not a curated record.
UCCCGCCCCGUCCCGCCCCGGUGGAGGCUUGGCGGCCGUGCCCGCGGCAGACGCGCAGCCCCUCCGCGACAUGGCCGGCCGCCGCCUCCUGGGGCUCCUCCUCGCCUUCGCCGCGCUGCUGGGUGCAGGUCAUGGGGACGACCCAGGUGACUUCAGCCUAGAAGAUGCUCUGUAUGACCUCAGCACCAAACGACCCACUCCCAAGGGACCCAGAAAGCCGGCAGGUGGGACAGACAACAGCUUUUGGGAUGUCAUCCGUACCACCACAACCAAGCGUCCAAAAACCACGAGAGCCCCCCCCAAGCAAAACCCAGCAAAGGAUCCUAUGGAUUUAGACUUGGCUGAUGCCUUUGACGAUAAGAACGAUAGGAAAGACGAUGGGAGGCCGGACAUAAGGCCAGGUGAAGCAUUUUCAGACGACGACCUGGCCGGCAUUGUGGACGGCGGCUACAGCCCGGACAAGAAGAAAGGUGCCGGGGGCAGCACUGACAGCAACUACGGUGGAGGUGGAGUGGCAGAGACAGGGACAAUCGCCGGCAUCGCCAGCGCCCUGGCCAUGGCACUCAUCGGGGCUGUCUCCAGCUACAUCUCCUACCAGCAGAAGAAGUUCUGCUUCAGCAUCCAGCAGGGACUUAACGCGGAAUACGUGAAAGGAGAAAACAUGGAAGCUGUCGUAAGCGAGGAACCCCAAGUUAAAUAUUCAGUACUGGAAACCCAGUCAGCAGAACCACCAAAACAAGACGGCGCGAAGAUGUAAAGCACGACCCAGGGCUAGAAAAGAAUCAGUCGGCAGCAAACGGAGAUCUUACGUGCUUGUAAUUUAGCUUUUUAUUUAAUUUGACUCCAAAGCUAUUUAAUGUGUACUUAGGCUUGAACUGGCUUCUUAUUGCUCUAGGCUUUAGGGUUAGAGUGGUAGUAUGUGUUUAUUUUUUGUAAAGAGGUUUAUGUUUACAUUGAAGUAACAUUGUAGGUUUGAUGUCCAGUUGUAUGCAAACCAGCAGAAGGUGCUUCAGGAGCGGUCAAUGUUCAAUUAAGGGACGAGGCCUUUUCCAAGGAGCAGAGGAGCGUACAGGUAGGAGGACGGCGAAGUGCCUGUACAUAGCAAUCCAAAGCAAACCAUUCAAAGCCCUUUGUAAAGCACCUCCAGCCAACUUCUGCCAUCAGCUGUGGGCACGUCACUUCCAACGGCAGCGAUGAAAACUGCACAUUUCCUGAGGGUAGAUUGUGGUCCUCAGCGUAGCUACACCUAAAAAUGAAGUGCCUAUGGGUAGGUCCUCAGGCGGGGCCUUGGGCUGGGGCAGGUGACUCCCUGCUCCGAAGCUCGGAGUUGAGGAUGCUUCACCACCACGCAGCGCUGGGCUCCUAACCGUGUAAGAGGACCUGAUUUUCACGCCAAGUCAUAAACACGGGUAACAGCAGUGUGUGCAGUGUUCGCUUUUAGCAAAUACCAUGUGACUGCUUGGCUAUGCUUGAGAUCAGAGUGGAGCUGAAGGUGCCAAGCGAUACGGUUGGUGUGACGGGAGAUACCUACGUUGUCACCAAAGUGAACAUUCUGUGUGCUUGGAUGCUUUGAAGGACAGGUUCAGAUCUCAUUCACACUAGAACAAAUUACAGAUUUCACACAAAAGAAAAUAGACAGAGUAGGUAUCUGUUAAGACCUGUAACGCUCACUACCGCAAGAGAAGUCAAGCUUAGCAAGAUGCAGUCCCCCCACCUUCUCCUUUUAUCGGCAACUAUUGAGAGCACUCCCUGGCAGCCGAGGCAGAAAAAGGACAUAAAGCUUCGUCCUUUGUGCCACCGACUAACCUUUGAAAAAGGCAGAAUCUCCUGAGAGGAUGGGUCCUCCAUCGCCGUCCUGCGUGGGGUUCCUGCAGCUCUCUGGGAAGCGUGGGGCUGCAAGCGGUGCUCAGCAGGACGCUGGGCUGCCGCCACGACAGCGCUGCGAACCCGCGCGAGUGCUCACACGACGUUGUCCCUUCGGCGCUGUGGAACCGGUACCCAGAGCUGACCUUCACAAUCUUGCAAGAAUUUGUGUUUGUUUCUAAUCCCUCCCCACCCCUUGUUUAUCUCCGCUAAAAUGUGGAUACUGCCGCUUUCCGAUACAUUUAUUCAAAUCAAUGAUCGCCUAAAAAGCAUGCCCUCAAGUGAAGGAAAAUUCACUUUACGUGGUGUAAGAGGUACUCACUAUUUAUAUAUAAACCUGAGAUGUGUGCAUUUUGUACUGUUUUGCAAAUCCCGUAUUUUGUGAAUGUGUAUUUAAAAAAAAAAAAAGCCUUUCAGUUUGAUGUAGAAAUUCACGGCUUUCAGGUAGACACGACUUAGAGAAGGCCUUGCCGGGAGGUGACUCAGCCUAGGAGCACUGCUGCCUAACAGCUCCAUUUGAAAGGCAAUUGCCUAGUAACAUGGUUAAGUAUUUUGCAAUAGCUGCACAAUUCUUUAUGCUCUUUUUAACACUUGCAUUUUUAAAGCCUUACACUAGCUCCAGCAGAACAGCUACAGUGUUUUAUAAGGGAGACGAGUGGUAGGGAUAUACGGUGCCUCAUGUGUACUCGGAACACUUAGGCUACACAAUACCACUGCGAACUACUGCAGCUUUGUUUUAUGAAUGUGUUUGGAUUAGAAACCGAAAAUACGUAAUUAUUGGCUGCUCAGAGAGUGGAAGCAGAGGAACUAGAGAUGGGAUGCACUCUGUGUUUGCUUACUCCCAGAGGAGGAUUUUCACGGAGGAAACGUGGUCUGCAGGACUCGGAUUGUCACGCGCCGCAGCUCAGGUGCCGACGAAGCUGCGCAGCUGAGUUUGCGUAUCUCCUUCCCAAGAACCGCCGCCUGUUUUUUGUUGUUAGCCGAACACGUUUGAAAGCUGUAGCAUGAAAAAUGUUUUUAGAAAGUUAUUGUAGAUGAAGCGUUACAACACGGCAGCGAUGAACACUAGGAGCCGUUUUCCUAGCUCAGAUCAAGCGGCUGUAAUUCCAUUUCUCCUUUUGCCGAUGACCGUGUUUCCUGUAGGCGCAGAUCACGGGGGUUAUUGCAUUCUGUCAUCCCGCCAUUCCCGUUCGUCUAGCGGACAGUGCAAUGGAGUGUCCAGCAUUGCUUAAAGAACAUAGCGCCUGCCCCUCCUUUGGGACACUAGAACAUAGGAGAAACACGGGUCUAAUUCACAAAUACUGCAGUUUUAAGAAAAAAAAAUAAAAAAUGCUGUUUCACUGGAAAAAAAAACUACCCAGUUUUUAGAACUCAGAAGUUGCUCCUUUUUCCGAGGCCUUUUCUGUUACUUUGGUGAGUACAUACACCUUAGUGUAAUUUCUAGGUAUGUAGAAAACCAUAAAUGCACAGUGAAAGGGAGCACUUUUUCAAAAAUUUACAGUAACAGAAUUCAAGAUCUCUUUAGGAUUUCAGAUAGGCAAA